Messenger RNA from Prunus armeniaca (apricot), 663 nucleotides. NCBI's taxonomy places the organism in Eukaryota, Viridiplantae, Streptophyta, Magnoliopsida, Rosales, Rosaceae. The record is from the annotation of a GenBank genome assembly.
AUGGAGAGAAGAAAGAGUAGGGGAAGCUGCAAUGAUGAAUUGGCGUUAGUAAAGGCAGCUGCAUGGGCAUGGUUUCAACAUGGAUCCGGGACCGACGGCAAACCAGUUAUGCCGGAAUUUGAUGUCAGAAGGACUUGUCAUGCUCCUUAUAAACCAUCCAGGUACAAGCUAGAAGCUAUGUUGAUUUCUAAUAUUAAUAAACAAGGCAUGGAAUUUGAAGGGUUGAAAUCACCAAGUGUUGUUGAGAGUAUCUCUGAUCAAUCGCUUCUUGAUACAUAUGAAAUUGAGAGUAUUUCCCGGAAAUUGGAUCAACUUAUUGAGUCUAGUGGUGAAGGCAAACUGUCUAAGGGGUUCCUAGCUGGAGAUGUUCUUGGUAGAAACAAGGCCAAACCGGGAGGCAGAGGCUCAAACUCUGACCUUGAGUGCGGAGAUAAAUGUUCGCUACCACUCAAGUUACAAGCUCCUAAUCUUGUUGAAGAUAAUCGUCAACAAGGAAGAAGUAAGUCACUAAUGGAUGGUAAAACAAAUGGGAGGAAGAACAAGAACAAGAACUUUACAGGGUUUUGGCAUAGGCAUGCAGCAAUAUGUGGCAGAAGUGAUGAUGUUCUAAACACAAAAGCUUUCGUGGUUAGUCGUCGCCGGCCGCUGGAAAAGGGUGUAUAG